Messenger RNA from Penicillium canescens, 1557 nucleotides. RefSeq names its product histidine phosphatase family protein. The record is from RefSeq and is a predicted model, not a curated record. Bases 1 to 1557 code for a protein of 518 amino acids. The transcript is spliced from 3 exons. Gene Ontology annotation, molecular function: acid phosphatase activity. NCBI's taxonomy places the organism in Eukaryota, Fungi, Ascomycota, Eurotiomycetes, Eurotiales, Aspergillaceae.
AUGAAAAAUAUCACUGCGAUCACGCUGGCCGCUCUUGCGGUCACCGCGUCAUGUUCAGCUCCGGAGCCCACUGGUGCUAGCUAUGCAUCUGGAUUCGACAUGAAGAGGAGCUGGGCCAACCUAAGCCCCUAUAAGGACGCCGAAAGCUUCGGUGUCCCCAAGGGUGUGCCGCAAAGCUGUGAAUUAUCUCAGGUUCAUGUCUUGCACCGUCAUGCCGAACGGUACCCGACUGAUUAUCCCCUUGACGGCGAGGGUAUGCAAGAUUUUGCGACCAAGUUGACCAACUAUACCAAGACCCACCCCAAGAAGAAAGUGGGCUCGGGUCCUUUGAACUUCCUGAAUAACUGGAAAUAUGUCCUUGGUUCUGAUGCUUUGAUGGAGACUGGUGCAGCUACCGAGGCGACAUCGGGAGCCAACUUCUGGACCAAAUAUGGUAGACUGCUGUAUCGCGCUGACCGCGACACCAUGGCGGCAUGGAAUUCUUCUCUCAAUGUCUAUCCUAACGGCACCGCUCGCCCGAAGCCUGUUUUCCGCACUACAUCUCAGGGCCGCAUUCUGGAGAGUGCUCGGUGGUGGCUCAGUGGAUUCUUUGGUAACAGCGGCGCCAACAGCUCCUACAGUGAAUAUGACCUUGUUAUCAUUCCCGAGGAGUCUGGUUUCAACAACACUCUUGCAUCAUAUGAAGCAUGCACAGGUGAUAUGACAGAGGGUGAUGACUCUGCGACAACGUUCAUCUCUCGGUACACCAAGGAUGCUCGCUCUCGUCUCUCGGCCUUUUUCCCUAGCGACUUUAACUUGACCGCAUCCGACGUGCUCGCCAUGCAGAAUCUGUGCGCGUACGAGUACACCAGUCUCGCUGGCUCAUCCUUCUGCUCCUUAUUCACCGAGCAGGAGUGGAAGGACUUUGAAUACAACGUCGAUGUGCAGUACUAUGGAGACUAUGCCUGGGGAUCCCCGACCGGUCGUGCCCAGGGCAUCGGCUACGUUCUCGAACUCGCGGCUAGGCUCCAGCAGAAGCUGAUCACCUCCAGUGAUACCAGUAUCAACUACACCUAUGAUGACAACACUGCCCAAUUCCCCUUCGGCCAGCCCUUCUACAUGGAUAUGUCCCAUGACGAUAUCAUCCUCUCGGUGAUCAACGCCCUCGGCGUCGACUACUUCAAGUACGGUCCCCACGGCCUGCCAGGCGACCUGGACCAUGCUCCGAAGCGGAACUUCUCUCUUAGUGAGAUGACACCCUUUGGUGCUCGCUUCAUGUCCGAGAUUUGGACUUGCCCUCGCAACCAUUCUUUCAACGACUUGGACCCGGUGCUCUAUGAGAACCCUGUUGUGGAUUCCACUGCUGAUACCACGGAUUAUAUUCGCUUCGUCCUUAACAGUGCCCCUCUGCCUCUUGAAGGUGUUGUUGGCUGCGAAGGGGCCAGGAACGGGUUCUGCCCAGUUGAUCGGUUCUUGCAUGGUAUCCCUACUCUGGAACAUACUGCCAACUAUCAGAAAGCGUGCUUCGGUAAAUAUCCUACCGGAAGUCAAGUUGGAGAUGGUGCGCCCUCUUCUUAA